CAUGAACAAUAGCUAAGUUCCCUGCUGUGCAUCUUAGAAGUUGUUUUCAUUCUUCUCUUUACAAGUCCUGAAAAUUUUCUGGCAUUUUCCCAAGCGUUGCCUACCUCGGUACCGUCUUUCACGUUUGUGCAAAUAAAAUUGACAUCUGGAUGUGCCUUGACGUGGGGGUUGGGGGUUGUGCCAGUGAGCCUGAGCCUUUUGAACUGUAUUCACUGUUAGGAUUUGUACCAAUGACGGUGUCAAUCAUUCAUAAGUGUGGAAAAUUUUGAUGCUACAUCCUCGGUCAUCAUUUGAUGCUUAUCUUGACAUCCGAAUUUCUUACGUUAUGAUUUAUGUAGAAUUGAUGAUAUCAUAUGGGGGCAUUGACCUGAGUAAACGGUUUUUGGCGUAUUGGGCAUGUAACGUUCUGAGUUCCAGACACUUUAUAUCAAUAAUUCAUGUGACAUCUUCCUCAGCUAAACUAGCUAGUGGAUGUGGCAGUCAUAUCUAGUAAACAAAGAAAGCAGAAACAAGAUAAAAAAGAAAAAAGAAGAGUUUCCUUUGGCUUCUGUUUUCUGCGGCUUAACUCGGUUCUUCAAUCAAAUCUUCUCUUUCCACUUCUUCUUGUGCAUCUAUGGUCUUGAGCGGUUUGUAGCUCUUAUGGUUAUAAGCGUUGAUUUGUAGUUUCAGUGGUUUUGAGCAUCUAUAGCUAUCACUAUAGUUGAGCAUCUAUAGCAAUCACUAUAGUUGAGCAUCAAGAUUGUUAGGGCUAUUGGCUGUGCAGAUUAUCAAAAAUCAUGUCUUGUUUGACAGCCAGAACAGGGCGGCAGAGACAGCGGUACGAGGAUCAAUUGAGGCUUGUUUCAGGAUGUAUACCUUAUAGGUUUGAAGAGACGGUAGGGAGUAGCAAUUGCAAUGUAGAGAAAAAGUUGCUUGUUCUCAUGAUUUCUUCACCAGAUCGAGAUGAUCUUGUCUUUCCAAAGGGAGGAUGGGAGAAUGACGAAACCAUGCAUGAAGCUGCUUGUCGCGAGGCCUUAGAAGAAGCAGGAGUGAAGGGAGUUCUUGGUGAAACUCCACUAGGACAAUGGGAGUUCAGAAGCAAGAGCAAACAGAACAAUGGCAGCCUGCAAGGUGGUUGUAGAGGUUACAUGUUUGCACUAAGGGUUACUGAAGAGCUCGACUCCUGGCCCGAGCAGGCCAUCUACGGAAGGAAAUGGGUUACUGUAGAAGACGCAUUCAAAUUCUGUCGGUAUGACUGGAUGCGAGAAGCUCUUAGAAAGCUUUUGAUAGCACUCUCAGAUAACACGGAAAAUGGCCCGAGAGAAGAACUGGACGGAUUUCCUUUGAGGCCAGUUAUCUCAGAAGUCGGAUCAGAGCAUCAAAUAUCAUCACCAUCCGGUUGCUUUGCUAGUCAUUCUAGUGUUCAGCAGCUCGCAGCUUGAGAAUUCAUGUCGCAAACGCAUUGUACACAGGGUUAAUGAAUCAUGUCUAAAUCAAGUCAGAACCCUUGUACUGCAAGUUCCAAUUGUAGCAAAUCCUAGACAUUCGUUGUUGUAUUUCUUUGAUAAUUCUGUUUAACCUGUAAAUAAAUCGAGAUUAAUAGGAGGAACAGUUGGUUUCUCUUGUAGAUUUUCGUGA
Rosa chinensis is the source of this 1617-nucleotide messenger RNA. RefSeq names its product nudix hydrolase 12, mitochondrial. Gene Ontology annotation, cellular component: cytoplasm; nucleus. The transcript is spliced from 6 exons. The record is from RefSeq and is a predicted model, not a curated record. Gene Ontology annotation, molecular function: pyrophosphatase activity. The coding region runs from base 777 to 1421 and encodes 214 amino acids. Lineage: Eukaryota; Viridiplantae; Streptophyta; Magnoliopsida; Rosales; Rosaceae.